AUGGAAGGAGUUAAGAAGAAGUGGAAAGAACUGGUAUAUUCGUUCAGCACGAAUGACCAUUACGCGGAGUACAAUCCGAACAAGAGCAGCGGUGCCGGUGGCAUUGCGCUUAGAGGUGGUGCGUCGAGCGUUCCCGCGUCUUCGUCUCAAAUCCAAUUGACGGAAUCGAUCGAGGGCGGAGAUCUCGGCGGGAACGAGGGUGUCAGUGAGACUCUGCUUGCCUGGCGCCACGUGGACUCGUGGGCCAGUGAACAUAACCCAGAUUUGUUCGCGACUUUGAGCGAUCCGUGCACGAGAAACGACAUCAACAAUGCUGAAAAAGAUUUGAAUAUAAUGUUCCCAGCCUCGGUACGGGCGUCUCUUCGGUCCCAUGAUGGACAGGAGGAUUUGGGCACGCUUGCCGGUACUUCUGGUUUACUUUAUGGGCUUACGCUCAUGCCGCUUGAUCAGAUAGUUCAAAUGACGCAGACUUGGCGUAACGUGGCCGAAAACAUGAGCCGCCAUCGCGCUGCAGCAGCUAGAGCCGCUGCAGCAGAUCAAGAGCGUGGAAUUGAAGGUUCAUCGGGAUCAUCAGCUGCUGCCGCAGCCGGCACCGCAUCAAACGACGCUGUAAAAAUUGAGGUGCCCAACAAAUCGGUAACGCCUCAGGUACUAAGAUCAAAGGGUUACGGCAAAUUGGAGACUCAGGAUUAUUCUUCGAUGAACCCCAACUUGCAAAGAGACAUUUCUGUCAAUCACAAUGCGCAGUUCAAAAUGAAACAAAUCCCGACGCAAGGUUCCGUGCCGAGAGAUGCCAUUCAACCGGUUUAUGCGCAUCCAGGAUGGAUUCCACUUGUUACCGAUAAUGCCGGUAAUCACGUUGCCAUCGAUUUGGCACCUGGUCCACGAGGUUCUUACGCUCAGGUAAUUCUCUUUGGUAGGGAUUUCGACACGAAAUACGUUGUGGCCAAGAACUGGGGUGAUUUCCUCUUAAGUUUUGCCAAUGAUUUGGAAAAGGGGAACUGGUAUCUGGUAGACGAGGAUGACGAUUUUUUCGGAGGAGAAGGUGAAUUGGUUUUUAGGGACAAAAACGCUGGAAACCGGAUUAUGGAUUAUUUGGAAGUUCUUAAACAAAGAGCGUGGGCGAAAGCUAAAAGGACAGAUUUGGGUCACAAUGAGCAGGUGCAGAACAAGUCUUCGCAGCCGAUGAGAAGUCUCAUUGAUGGCUCUAAUUUGGACUUAGGACAAGUGUCAAGUCAAACUUCUUCGGCCGUCGCGGAUCCUGACUUCAAAGACAACAAGGACACUCUAGUGAAAGAAGAAACAGCUGAAAUUGAAAAUGAAGCUCAAACGGAAAACACCGUCACCGAAAGCGCGCUGCCAGCAGCUUCGGAGCCCGAACCAAAGAAGGUUGCAAGCAGCGGUGCGGAGAAAGCGCCCAAGUUGGAAGGCGAAGAGCCAAAAGAAGCGAUUCUUCCCUCAAAAGCUUUUGAAGACCUGCAAGAAACCGAGGCACCUGCUACUGCGGAAGUCAAUGCAGAAGUAUUGGACUUUAACGACGACAAAGAAUCAGGCGACAAGCUAGGCAACAAGGAAACGCCAAAGGACGUUGCAAAACUGGAAGAAGAGUUUGAAAGUGUCGCUUUAUAA
Messenger RNA from Lachancea mirantina, 1629 nucleotides. NCBI's taxonomy places the organism in Eukaryota, Fungi, Ascomycota, Saccharomycetes, Saccharomycetales, Saccharomycetaceae. The record is from the annotation of a GenBank genome assembly.